This is a messenger RNA of Seminavis robusta, 2448 nucleotides long. The record is from the annotation of a GenBank genome assembly. NCBI's taxonomy places the organism in Eukaryota, Bacillariophyta, Bacillariophyceae, Naviculales, Naviculaceae.
AUGGUCCAGAUUAUAGAGGAAAACAAUGGGAGAGUGCAGGCUCCCUUCGUACGGGACGAGUUGAGCUCUCUUGUGGGUUGUGCCGCAGAAGAUUCUUCAUUGAGUCUUGAGUGUCAAGUCAUAUCGGAAAGUGGUAUAGACGCUGAGACGCUGGCGGAAUGUGUGCAGAAUCCUGUAGACAUCCUUUGUCAGCAGAUUCUACCACAGGCAAUUGAACUCGUGGAAACAGCCUUGUCGGAACCAGACGAGGACGCACGCAGCGGCAACAACAUUGUUGAUUCCAACGAUGGCAGCAUUGAUAGCGGCAACGCUGAUGACCAUCCAAACCCAAACCCAACCUCAACCAUUGAGAUCCUUGAAACUGGCAUUGACUCUGAGGACAUCACGACUGUCACUCCCCCUUCAUUGCCAGCCAUCGAAAGUCCUAACCCAGGUCGUAUAAUUUCUCAACCUGCUGUAGCACCCAGCAGUCCAGGUGAUAGCCCAAGCUUAGGCAACCCUAUGGGUGCUCCAGGAACCCCAUCUGGAAUUGAUUUGAGCAGGCCGGAAACAGCAGGGCCAACUAUAUCAACAGGGGGCUCGGAUGGCAGCCCUGCUGCUUCUGUAAAAGGAAUGACACAAGCAAGCCCUAAUGGGGCACCGACCACAGCCAACCAAGGCACAGUUCCAGGCAACCCAUCUGUGGUUCCAGACAGCCCUCCUGUUGUUCCAGUGUACCAACCAAGCGCUACCAGGCCGAUGACAGACAUUUUAACAGCUGCCCCGGGGAGUCCAGCUGCUACCCCAACAAAGAAAUUGGACACACUUGGACAAAACGUGGCUUUGCCUGUGGUAUUCCCCGACACAGUGCCCCCUCCAGCCACUCCAUCUCAAGAUCCAAUCGGCUCCGCCUUGGCACCAUCAGCUUCUCUUGCUCACAUACCCAGUACAUCCCACUCACCCAACUCUUCAGGCAUGCCAUUUGAGAAUCCUAUAUGGGACAAGCCGCCAACGUCUGGAGCAGGUAUUCCAAACACUGAACCUACUCUUUUCCAACAAUCUGCCAUGCAAGGAAGCCCCAGUACCAACCUGAUUGUGAACAGCCCAACUUCAGAUUAUCCAAUUUUGUCUGCCUAUAUUUCACCUUCAAGCCUUGCUGGAUUGAACAAUUUUGCUGCAAGUGUUGCUGCAGAGGAGGAAGUAAAUCAACCAGGCCCACCCUCCAUGUCCAUUCCUGGUGGUAAUGGAGAUGCUACAAAAUCAAGCAGUCCUGAGGCAACCAAUGGUCAGAUCGACCCGAAAAGUCCAACAACAAGCCUUAGACCCCCCACUACCCCUGCACCAAAAGCUGUUUCCUUUUCCCCAAAUUCGAUGGCUGGACUCUAUUCAUUUGCAGCCAGCGCAGAUGCUAUUGUUCAAUCCCCGUCACUCACAAAGUUUUCGCCAAUGCAACUUCCCACAGUGGAUUCAACUUUGGCUGCAACUACACCUGUAGCAAUACAACAGUCCAUGGCAAAUCCCACACCAGCAUCAACCGAACCAAUGUUGCCUCAAUCCCAAGACCCUGCUGGUGAUCUCGCGUCACAGCCUACCAAUGUUCCCACAGCAGAGCCUACAAAUGAUCCCACAAGAGAGCCUACCAAUGAUCCCACAGCAGAGCCAACCAAUGAUCCCACUGCUGAGCCAACCAACGAUCCCACUGCUGAGCCUACCAACGAUCCCACCAUGCAACCAUUUAGCAACCCCACCCCACAACCUAGUUAUGUGCAGCCCGACCGAGAACCAACAAGUCAGCCGACUGUGGCACUAAAGGAAGGCACAGUAGAGCCCACUAAAGCAACAAUUCAUGUUCCUGUUCCAAGCAAGUCACCUACAGUUCAGCCAAUCACUGAAAGACCCAGCGGCAGCCCAUCAGGUGUAUUCAGCUUGACAGCCUCACCAACAAUGCAUCCAACAGAAAAAACAACGUUGGGUCCAUCAGAAACCGCCUCGUUGCCACGAACAUCGACUCCAUCCGUGAAAACAACGACGAUGCCACCAGCUGAUCCCACCAUAAGUCCUUCACCUGUAACUGCCACAGACCCUGCCCUUGUCCCAUCAUUGGCUCCAUCAUCCACAUGCGGAAACUAUCAAUACACUGUGCAGAGGGAACAUGUCCGGCUCUGCUAUUAUUUGCUGUGCCAACACGACGAAUAUCAGGUAGACGACUACAGUUGGCAGGUUCCACAGUUGAAUUUCAAGUUCAAUCCAGUCAAACAACUCUGGUUUCAAUUCUACAGACUGAAAAUGCAAGGUCUUCCUUCUUGUCAAACUUCAAUCCUCUCAUUGCUGGCAGUGGAGUCUCUGCAACAGCUCGUUUCCAACGACUUCAAUCCCAAAUUCAACCCCCACAAUGUCAGUCCCAUCAUCCUUGCCCACUUCUUUGGCAACCCCCAAUCCCAGUCUUGGACCCACGAUUUCUUUAAGUAA